GUUUUGCAAGAAAACGGUCGCGGCAGCCGGAAAACCGAAAUGAAGAUAGCAAUAGAAGGCUGUGCUCACGGGGAGCUGGAAAAGAUCUACGACCUCAUUGGAUCGAUUCAGGAGGAGCAAAACAUCGCCAUCGACCUUCUGAUAUGCUGUGGCGACUUCCAAUCAACGCGAAAUCUCCAGGACCUGCAGUGCAUGGCCGUUCCACAGAAGCACCUGGAUAUGUGCAGCUUUUACAAGUACUACAGUGGAGAAAAACUGGCACCCAUCCUGACGCUGUUCAUCGGAGGCAAUCACGAGGCAUCCAACUAUCUGCAGGAGCUACCUUACGGUGGCUGGGUAGCGCCCAACAUCUACUACCUUGGGUACGCCGGAGUGGUCGAGUGUAACGGUGUGCGGAUUGGUGGCAUUUCUGGCAUCUUCAAGGGUCACGACUUUCUGAAGGGACGCUUCGAAUUCCCACCGUACACGGAAUCGACCAAACGGAGCGUUUAUCAUCAGCGGCAGAUCGAUGUGUUCCGGUUGAAGCAGCUUUCACACCCGGUCGACAUAAUGUUAUCACACGAUUGGCCACGAGCAAUCACCGAGCACGGUAAUGUCAAUCAGUUGCUUCGCUUCAAACCAGCGUUCCGGGAGGACAUUGAAAGCAAUCGGCUCGGGAGUGGACCAUGUGAGGAUUUGCUACAACAGCUGAAACCUCAGUACUGGUUCGCGGCACACUUGCAUUGUAAAUUCGCUGCCCUCGUCGAACAUAAGGAUGGCCAGCAGACCAAGUUUCUUGCGCUGGACAAAUGUUUACCGAGGCGUCGCUUUCUGCAAGUUCUCGACAUUCCCACGGAGGACGGCGAGUCGCAGGAAGAUCAAAAACCGCAGCUACGGUAUGAUCUCGAGUGGCUUACGAUACUGAACCUCACGAAUCAUCUGAUCAGCGUGCGCUCUACGAACGGGUACAUGCCGGGCGAAGGAGGCGAUGGCGAUGAGCGCUUCAAUUUCACACCGACGGAAGAGGAGAAAGCCAAAGUAUUGCAUUGCUUCGACAGCGAUCUUACAAUUCCGGACAAUUUUUUGCGUAUUGCAGCACCCUAUCAACCACCGGGGGAUGAUGAUGGUCGACUGAACAUGUCCAUUGUCGAACAGCCGCAAGCAUACGUUAACCCUCAGACGACAGCAUUUUGUGAUCGGCUCAACAUUGACGAUCCCUUGCGGCUGGCAAUGCUAAUGACGGGCCAUAAGCUCAACACGUCCACCUAUGUUGAUUCUGGCCCGGUCCAAACGCCUGCCUCAAGCAAACCGAACAAGCGUGCCAUGACGAAUGCCGACGAACUGGAUGUCGAUGACGAUGAUGAUGAUGAUGUCGAAGGCGAUGACGUAAAACAGGAUGAAACCGUACAAACGAGUGAACGGCCGGUGGCACGUACAUCCCUCUCGUCCACACUACCUCAACCAAGAUGGUGCGCUGAGACUGAAUCGCAAGAAUCGGAUCUUUCGACCACGCUCAACGAUUCGCUGGUGAGCCAAGCGACGACGACGCCUCACAAAUCGUUCGGAGACAGCAGUCUCUCCGAGAGUCUGCCCGUGGUCAAUUUGAACCUGUCGAGUCCACAGCAAACGACUGAUGGGAGUGCAGUCGCUGAUUCCGGUGAGCAGGUGCCCAACGACGUCGUGCAAGAUACACCACCGAUUAAAAAGUUUAAGCGACGUAAUCAAACCAUCUACGCCAACGAGGACGAUUGAGAAGGAUGGCAGAAGGAAAAGCAGAUUGCAAUAUUAGUUCAAAACCAUGAGCAGCGAACGGGAUCGGAUGAAAUAAAAGAAGGACGAAA
Anopheles darlingi is the source of this 1820-nucleotide messenger RNA. RefSeq names its product lariat debranching enzyme (gene ldbr). The record is from RefSeq and is a predicted model, not a curated record. Gene Ontology annotation, cellular component: nucleus. The coding region runs from base 40 to 1731 and encodes 563 amino acids. Lineage: Eukaryota; Metazoa; Arthropoda; Insecta; Diptera; Culicidae. Gene Ontology annotation, biological process: mRNA splicing, via spliceosome. The transcript has 2 exons. Gene Ontology annotation, molecular function: RNA lariat debranching enzyme activity.